AUGGAGAACGAGCAACCCGAGUUGAAGUGGUCUGCACCAUUUGCCGUCGUGCCUCCCAUCAAAUCUGCCUCAAGAGACCUGCGCGGUGACAAGAUCCUGCUUCCCCAGUCCGCCCUUGAACAAUUGCUCGCAGCGUCCCCGAGACCACCCGCGCCCUCUAAUUCGACCUUCACUUCCUACGAUCCCUUCAAUCCAUACGCGCGACAGCAGCAGAGUCUCUAUCACGAAACCUCCCAGCAACUACCGAACCCUUUGAUGUUUCGGCUGGUUAACCAAAAGAAUGGAAAUACUGUAUACGCCGGCAUCCGCGAGUUUUCGGCCGAGGAAGGGGACAUUGCAUUGGGGCCAUAUCUCAUGGAUGCUUUAGGGCUACUUCCGACUGACUUUUCUGACGAUUCUCUCCCAAAAGAGCCAUCUGAGUCGACCUCUGACAUGGUCCUCGAUACUGAACCACGGUUGAUGGUCCACGCCAAGCAACUACCCAAGGGCACCUACGUCCGGCUCAGACCCCUCGAAGCCGGCUACGAUCCCGACGACUGGAAGUCACUUCUCGAACGCCAGCUGCGCGAAAGCUACACAACACUCACAAAGGAUACGGUUCUGUCUGUUCGCGGCGUCAAGGGCGAGGAUUUCAAGUUCUUGGUCGACAAGUUCCUGCCAGAAGGUGACGGCAUUUGCGUGGUCGAUACAGAUCUGGAAGUGGAUAUUGAGGCUUUGAACGAGGAGCAGGCCCGCGAGACUAUGCGCCAGAUCAUGGCCAAAGUUCAGCCUGGUACUUCCAAUGGAAGCUCAAUAGGAGGCGAGAUCGACGUGUGGAAGCCUGUCAAUGGCCAGGUCUUGCAUGGGGAAUACGUCGAUUACGAACUACCCUCUUGGGACCGGACUCGGCCCUUGACGAUCGAGCUUUCCAAACUUGCUCACCCUGAUCGUAUCGACCUAUUCGUCAGUCCGAGAUCAGCACGACAGCGAGCACGACCGCGAGAUUCCGAGUACGUCUUUGGCAACUUUAAUCCCGCUGAAGACGGCAUCAAAUCCAUUACUAUACAACCCACGAAUGUCGAGAUGGAGACUGCUGAAGAGCUUCUCGUUUCAGUCUAUUGCUACCCGCUGGUAGACAACGACCAAGUCCCAAACCCAGCAUCCUUUCAACUCAGGGCCAGAGCUGAGGCGGGACGAGGAGCAGUGUAA
Messenger RNA from Colletotrichum fioriniae, 1188 nucleotides. Lineage: Eukaryota; Fungi; Ascomycota; Sordariomycetes; Glomerellales; Glomerellaceae. The record is from RefSeq and is a predicted model, not a curated record.